AAUUGAAAGAAGCGCCAUCAGGGUUUUCGAUAAAAUUUUAUGAAAAUAACUCGAGCUGUAGUGUUAUUUCCCAUGAAUGUCGUUGCAAAAUGUGAUUUAUUAAUUAUUAUUACUUGAGUGAACAUUUAUGUGUGUAGUGUGGUGCAGGAUUUGGCUGAAAUUAUUGGUGUAUAUAAGUGUAAUUUGUUUAUAACCGUGGCGAUACUUUUGACAAUUUAAAAUGGCGGCCUCGUUUGAACUACAAAAUGUUUUUGAAUUUAUAAGAUUGCUUUGAGAAACUACAGUGGAUUUAUUAAUUUUAUUGAAUUUGUAAAGUGCUGUGUUGUAGACCUCGUUAUGGAGCACAAUUUGGAGGAUUCCAUAAAAUUGGAAAGUGGUAUAGUUGGUAUGGAUUUUGAUCAUGUUGAGGCUGCAGCUGAAAUCACUUUGGAGUCUAGCAGUCAUGGGGAAGACAUUCCAAUGGAGUUUGAGACGAUGCAAGAUAAACAACACAUACUCAUGGACACAGGGAGUGAAGAAGUCAUUGAUUUCAUGGGGGAACAGUUUGCUUUGCAAGAAUAUUCUAUUGGCGAUGACCAAACCACUGAAAUUACCACAACCGAGGAAUCAAAUAUACAGAAUAUAUUGCAGUCACAAUCCGAUACAAUGGUGGAUUUACAGUAUGAGCCCCAAUCCAUGACGCCAGUCAGCAUCAGGCAGGAUAACCAGGGGCAGCCUAAAUAUAUUGCAGUCAAGGUAGCAAUGCCAAGCACAGCAGGAAUAAGCAGAAGAGGGGAGCCUGCUGUACUCAAUGCAGUGUCCCGUCAAGUGGCUAUUGCUCCGAAGCCUCCGAAACUAGUCCAGACAGUGGCUCGCAAUGUCUUCCCAGCUGGCAAACAGUUUGCCAUAGCUCCUAAGCCCAUAACAUUGAUUUCUAACAAGAGUGGCCUAACAAAGGUGCCGAUAAGUGGAGUAGUGCAAGCUAAUGCUUCUAAAGGAAAUACUGUUUUAGCACAAGUCGGGAAGCAGUUGAUCAUGGUGCCUGCAGGGUCCCAGAAGAUAAAGCUUGUGUCGGCCAAUCAGGCAGUGCAGUUUGUGAAAGGAGAUCCUGAGCAGGCACACAUCACGCCCAAGAGGAUUGUUACUACAUCACAAGGCACCAAGUCGGUUAUGACUAAAGUUGUUGUUCAAGGUGCCAAUCAACCGGCUGUGAUCACAAAGCUGUUGCCUAGUGGCAGCACGGCCGCCCCUCAGACAAGAUAUGUAAUGCAGCAAAAGAAGAUACCCAUAUCCAUUGGUAAUAAUAAGGUGUUGUUGACAUCGCCCACGAAGCAAGGAAAAAAGCAACAGGUCAUCACCUUAAAUCCGCCCAGCCUUACUCCUAUACAGCCACAAGGGUCAACAACCAAGAAAGUUGUGAUAACGGCUAAUCCAAAUAAACAGAAGGUUAUACUGAAGGCUGCUCCUCAGAAGACUGCACAGCUAAGUAAGGAUGGAAAAUUAGUAUUGCAUCCAGGACAACGGUCGCAACUACAUAAAAUUGAUGUUCCCGGGAAAGGGGUUCAAUUUAUACGUCUUAUAACAAACCCUUCUUCGGGAUCUUCUACGGCGAAGCAAUCAUCUGUUCUGAAUAUUUCAAAAUCCAUAGUUUCGGUCACGGACAGAGGCAUGUCCGGGAAGCCGCAGCAGAAGUUCGUGAGGAUCGCGCCCGCCCCGGUCGGCAGUAAACCGCAAGCUUCGCAACAGAUAAUUCGUUCGGGGCAGAGUCUGUUGACGCCGAUGUCGUCUGUAGAAAGAAGUGUGGAGCCCGUGACUUGCAAGCAGGAGCCCGACGAACACUCUGACGAAGAAGAAGAGGAACCUGCUCGAAAUGAGAGCGAGUGCGGCGCGUCGCUGGCGGCGCUGGUGGCGGACGCGGUGGCGGGCGGGCGCCAGAGUCCAAUACAAGACGAGAACACUAACAGCAUGGACCAGAUAGAUUCGAGUUACCAGACAGAGGAGCAUCCCCUUAUAGUCAUUCCCGCAAACUACUUGAAACACAAUAACAGUCAAGAGGACAAGGUUGAUCACACCUUAAUAGACAUGAAGUUCGAUUCUGACGCGUACAACUCUUUCCAAUCACCGACCACGCCGCCCCACGCGUCUGAUUCAGAUGUGGCGUCCAACGAUCUCGCGUCGCGUCCGCGCAAAGCUUGCAACUGCACCAAGUCUCAGUGCCUGAAGCUCUACUGCGAUUGUUUCGCUAACGGGGAGUUUUGCAACCGUUGCAAUUGCAACAACUGCCACAACAAUCUGGAGAAUGAAGAGUUGCGGCAGAAGUCAAUACGAGCCUGUCUCAUGAGGAACCCCAACGCUUUUAGGCCCAAAAUAGGUAAAGCGAAAGCAGGCGGACCUGAAAUAAUAAGAAGACACAAUAAAGGUUGCAACUGUAAAAGAAGUGGAUGUCUUAAGAACUACUGUGAAUGUUACGAGGCGAAGAUAGCGUGCACGGCGAUGUGCAAGUGCGUGGGCUGCCGCAACGUGGAGGAGGGCGUGAGCCGCCGCAUGCUGGCGCCCGCCGCCGUGCGCCGGGACACCAACGUGCUGGCGCAUCUCAAACAGCCGUGCAGCUUCAUGACGUCGGAGGUGAUCGAGGCGGUGUGCCAGUGCCUGCUGGCGGCGGCGGGCGACUGCGCCGACCCCGCGCGCGACGUGCUGGACGAGUUCGCGCGCUGCCUGCAGGACAUCAUCGGCGCCUCGCUGCACUCCACGCAGCUCGAGGCGCAAACGUGAUAUCCACGGUGGAAGGUUGAAUUGGACAAUCCGUUGCCAAGUGAUCUGUUUUAAACUCGUAUUGUGCUUGCAUAUGUUAAGUGAGAGAAUUCAGAGCCAAUAUUAGAGAUAAGCCUAUAGCAACACCCGAAUAUGAUGUUAUUUGUUUGUUGAAAUUUGUGUAUUCCAUUCCAUUAUAAAAUGGUUUAAACGUCCAAUCGAAACGAAUGAAACCUCUGACAGUAUCUUACAUGGUUUUUGUAAUGAUGCAAGCAUGCUUGGUCUUAUCUAUUACUAUCGCCCGCGGCUCCUCCCGCGUCUAAAAUACCCUAUGUCCUUAUCCAUACUCCACAAUUUUAUUGAGAUAGAUUCAUAUUUUGAAGUGAAAGACGGGCGUGAAAAUCACACUUUAACAAUUGUAAUACUAGUCUUUUGCACAGGAGUCUAUAAAACUGUACUCCGUUGAUCGUUUGCUUACGAACUGUUUGAUAGGACUUUUCGUCUUUGGUCCGUAAGCAAAAUGUCCGUCUCUGCAGAAAGUUCUUGCUGCACCAACUUUUAAACAAUAGACCAAGCAUGCUACAUGCAUGAGUGUUGGUUAAUCAAAACUGACUCCUGUUCGGUAUACAAUGCAUAUGCCAGAUUAGGUCAGAUUUUAUCUGCUCGCAAACUGUAAAGUGAAUUUAUUUUGUGUAAAAAUAAAAUUGUCUUCAUAACUCUUGUUGACGCCACAUUUGGCUGCUGAAAUAGCUGUAGUAUGAUUUGAAUUGUAACGUACCACGUGACAGCGGUUUUGCAAUAAAAUGAAUGCCUUUUAGUGUAAAUAAUUUAGCUAAAUCAGAUUUUUUAUAAAGAUAUAUUAUUUAAAGUGUUAUUAUACUUACGUGUACAUAAUGUUGUAAAUUUAAUAUUUAACUAGUCAUAAGUAACCUUUAUUUCUGAGGUAAACAAUUGUAC
Amyelois transitella is the source of this 3687-nucleotide messenger RNA. RefSeq names its product protein lin-54 homolog. Gene Ontology annotation, biological process: regulation of DNA-templated transcription. The transcript is spliced from 22 exons. The record is from RefSeq and is a predicted model, not a curated record. Bases 337 to 2751 code for a protein of 804 amino acids. Lineage: Eukaryota; Metazoa; Arthropoda; Insecta; Lepidoptera; Pyralidae. Gene Ontology annotation, cellular component: nucleus.